Messenger RNA from Myodes glareolus (Bank vole), 2357 nucleotides. Lineage: Eukaryota; Metazoa; Chordata; Mammalia; Rodentia; Cricetidae. The record is from RefSeq and is a predicted model, not a curated record.
CCCACCUACCCAUCCCUAGCACUGGUGGGGCUCUGCCUAGUAACCAAGGACACUAGAAACCACUCCCAGGCCUACCUGUCUGCUUGGGAAAUUCCUGCAUGACCCAGCUCCUAUUCACAGACACCCCCACCCCGACACACACACACACACACACACACACACACGCUUCUAGGAAGUGCUUCUAGCUGCUACAAUCUUCCCUCUGCCAAGAGAGUGCUGCAGAACCCCCAUUGGUCCUCAGAGUCCUCUUCAUCCUCUUCCGUAAAAUGGUUUGAAUGGCUGUGUUUGCUCUGUUCUUCUGUCUGUCUUUGCCUCUCUGACCUUCAUCUGCUACCUCUUCUUCAGAGAGCAACUGACGUCUUUCCGUUCAGGUUUCCUAACUGUCCUGUUUACCCUUGGGCCACAGUCUGCCCUCCUGAUAUCAGAACCCUGAACCUAGAAAAUCAUCAAAAUAGCUGUCUGGCUCCUGUCACAUCUGUGCCAGAUGCUCUGCGAAGUUCUCACCAGAUAAAAACGGAUAAUUCCCAAGUAUCGACUAUGUUAGGAUCGGGACAGUGGCCAGCCCCUGAACAACCAUGAUAUUCCUGGCUUUCGCAAACCCCGCAGGUCCCUGGAGACCUUCAAAAAGGUGGGGAUCCCCAUCAUCGCAGUGCUGCUGAGCCUGAUGGCCAUCGUGAUUGUAGCCUUCCUCAUCAAGGUGGUUCUGGAUAAACACUACUUCAUCUGCAGAAGUCCCCUGACCUUCCUUCCGAGGGGGCAGGUGUGUGACGGCCGCCUUGACUGUGCCUCGGGGGAGGAUGAAGAGCACUGUGUCAAAGACUUCCCUGACAAGCCUGGCGUGGCAGUCCGCCUCUCCAAGGACCGAUCAACUCUGCAGGUGCUGGAUGUAGCCACAGGGACCUGGGUCUCUGCCUGUUUUGACAACUUCACAGAAGCACUGGCCAAGACAGCCUGCAGGCAGAUGGGCUAUGACAGUCAACCCACUUUCCGAGCGGUGGAGAUUGUCCCAGGCCGGAAUCUCACGGUAGCUCAAGUCACAGGAAACAGCCGGGAACUUCAGACGAAGAAUUUAACUGGGCCCUGCCGCUCUCUGGUUUCCCUGAGCUGCCUGGAAUGUGGAAAGAGCCUGAAGGCUCCUCGUAUAGUGGGUGGAGUGGAGGCCUCUGUGGAUUCUUGGCCAUGGCAGGUCAGCAUCCAGUACAACAAGCAACAUGUCUGUGGUGGGAGCAUCCUGGAUCCCCACUGGGUCCUCACAGCAGCUCACUGCUUCAGGAAGUACCUUGAUCUGUCCAACUGGAAGGUGAGAGUCGGCUCAAGCAAACUGGACCACGUUUCCUCCUUGUCUGUAGCCAAGAUCUUUGUCACCAAGGAAAAUGCCCUGAACUCCAGAGAGAAGGACAUUGCCCUCGCCAAGCUGCAGGGGCCUCUCACAUUCACAGACACCAUCAGGCCCAUCUGCCUGCCCUUCUUUGAUGAAGAGCUCAUCCCAGGCACACCACUCUGGGUCACUGGAUGGGGCUUUACAGAGCAAAAUGGUGGGGAGAUGUCCGACGUGCUGCUGCAGGCGUCAGUCCAGGUCAUUGACAGCGCCCGCUGCAAUGCCGAGGAUGCCUACCAGGGGGACGUCACCGCUGAGAUGCUGUGUGCAGGUACCCUACAAGGUGGCGUGGACUCCUGCCAGGGUGACAGUGGUGGGCCUUUGAUGUACCACUCUAACCACUGGCAGGUAGUAGGCAUUGUGAGCUGGGGCUAUGGCUGUGGGAGCCCAACUACCCCUGGAGUGUACACCAAGGUCACUGCCUAUCUCGACUGGAUCUACAAUGUGCGGAAGUCUGAGAUGUAACACUGCUGUCUGCCACAUCCGAAAGCAGCUUCCCCUCAGACCUGCCCACUGCCUGAUACGUCGAAGUCAGACACAGGGCAAGGGCCUUCUUGGACACAACCCUGGUGUUUCCUGCAGCAUCCUAGGAUGCAGACACACACGUUGCAGAAGUGCCCAGAAGUAUGUCAGGUGUGCUAGCUCAGCCACGCGUGCUUCCCCCACAACCCCAGGGAGACAUGCAGUCCAUGGAGGGAAGCCAGACUGUUGACUCAACUCUCAGAUGUGUUAUUCAGUCAAGGAGACUCUGUCACUGAAAGAAUGGAAGACAGCUCUCUCCUGAGAGCCCAGAUCACUAAGGGCUGAGCCGAGGAGAAAAAGGUCCAAAGGGCCUUUGUACUCUUUGCCCAUUCCUAAGACCACUGUGAUAGGAAAUCAGGCAGUUCUAAUGGAAGACGCAUAGUCUAGUGUUGGUUCGUUUCCGUUGCUGUUACCACUUACCACUGCGGUCGCUAUCAUUAAAUGGGUAUGAAAAAUC